Drosophila sulfurigaster albostrigata is the source of this 655-nucleotide messenger RNA. RefSeq lists its product as uncharacterized. The coding region runs from base 79 to 609 and encodes 176 amino acids. The transcript has 4 exons. NCBI's taxonomy places the organism in Eukaryota, Metazoa, Arthropoda, Insecta, Diptera, Drosophilidae. The record is from RefSeq and is a predicted model, not a curated record.
CUCAGUUUAUUUUGGCACUUGAAAUGAGGCAUUUGUUUUCCUAAGAGAGUACACUAAAUAAAAGGUAUAUAUUUCAAAAUGUUAGAGUUUUGGAUUGGUUUGUCGAUUGCAUUUUCGAUAUUCUUCAUCACAUCCAUGGUGGUUAUGAUGAGAAGGCGUCAAAAGGACGCCAAAAACGUGGGCUACGUCAUCAAUGAUACCAACAUACCUGUUACAGUCACCUCGGCUACACACACAGCUCCUGGGGGAAUUCCACAGACACAUUAUCAACAAGGACCUGUUACGCAUUUUAUGCAUCCUGCUGCACCAGUCACACAAUAUACACCAGCUGGUGUUCCAAUGACAGUUUAUCCACCACCACCCAACUAUCAGCAGUCCAAUGCUUAUGCCACAUAUCCAUCACCAAUAUCUAGCCAAAUGACAGUACAGUUGACGACAGUGCAAGGACCACAGUCCAGCUUAAACACCAGCAGUCCAACCGUACAACAGCGUUUGUUAAACAAUGAAGCAGCAGCUGUCUCUGAUCCUAGCGUGCUUCCAAGCGGCGAGGAGAAACGUGCCUUGCACCAAAUGCACUCUGGAGCAGUAGAAUCAGUUAGCCAGAUAUAAACACUUUUGUAAUGGCCUUUAUAAAAUAAAUUUGGCAAAUACAAAA